Molecule: messenger RNA, 1290 nt
Organism: Aspergillus ibericus CBS 121593
Lineage: Eukaryota; Fungi; Ascomycota; Eurotiomycetes; Eurotiales; Aspergillaceae
Product: mitochondrial 54S ribosomal protein mL54
Exons: 2
Coding region: 236-964 (242 amino acids)
Cellular component (GO): mitochondrial large ribosomal subunit
Molecular function (GO): structural constituent of ribosome
Source: RefSeq, a predicted model, not a curated record
CUCCCUUCCUAUAGCUCCUCUGAAUCGAACUCAGGCAAUAUGCUGGUUCUCGAUUCUGCACUGUAUCACGUGACUAUCUCCGGCUUGGCAUCAAAUUCCCGCCGCAGUUUUCUUGAGAUCUUCUCCGCGUCGGCCACCUCAUACCAGCACCACAUUGAAUCGAGAACUGGCUGGAUCGGGCCACGGUGUUGAAUUUUUAACCUUCUAAUACCAAUUUUAUACACUACAAUCCGCCAUGAUCUGCCAACGGUGCCGAACCGGCAUCCUGUCCCGGAUACCGCAGCAGCCUACCGUUGUGUCGGUCUCGUCCCGCGCACACCAGCUUCCCUUCCAGCGCAUCCAAUUCCGCAACUACAGUGAUGGAAAGCCUACCGUAUCGGCCACCCCCCCUCCGCCUACCCCCCGACAGCCUGCCGGCGCCGAUAUCACGAUUCCCUCGGCCGUGUCGUCCGCGACCCCGGGUGUCUCCCAACCGUUGAGCACUCCGGAAGGUGUCCACCUUGAAGUCAACCCUGGGAAGCCUAAGAAACCUGUGGUGGAACGUCCUCCGAGCUCUUGCCCCGCUGGUCAGAGGAUGAACGGACUGAACUACUUCAAGAACAAGCCCGACGUGGUGGCCCUGGAGGAUUCGGAAUACCCUGAAUGGCUGUGGUCGUUGUUGGAAGACUCCAAGGGUAGCAAGACUGCCAAGGGAGGAGUUGACCCAAGCACCUUGAACAAGAAGCAGCGCAAGCGCUACGAGAAGAAGAUGGCCGCCCGUGCCGCCAACCUGCCUCCCCAGAUCCCCGUUCACCAUCACGCUACGGAUAUCACACCAGCUGCGUACAACAACCAGGGCGCAGUGCCCGAGGACCUGCUUGCCGCGGCCGCCGAGAGUAUCGAGAAGCGUACCGAAAUCACACGGAGUGCCAGAGAGGCUCGGAGAAAGGCCAUUCGGCAGGACAACUUCCUGCGGGGUCUGUAGAUUAUGUGACAAUCUGCGUUUACUCUGGGCCUUGCUGGACGAUGUUCGACAAGCAUUAUACGGCGUGGCUGCAGGGUAGAAUUUCUUGAAUAUGUUCAAUGUAUUUUAUGCGACUUGUAUUCAUAUACUUCAUCAGAUGGCGUGAAUGGACUUUACCUAUGGGCUAGACUUUCUGCUCCUAUACUUGACGUGUUGCCGCCGAUCCCGUUGAGGAAACCAUGAGCCUUCAAGUGAACGUCUGCUGGCAGAGUACCAGACUUCAACCUGUACAGACCUACUUCUGAAAAGAACCACCAGUAUAGCCUCCCUGCAAGGUUUCUUUAACC